Molecule: messenger RNA, 1124 nt
Organism: Camellia sinensis
Lineage: Eukaryota; Viridiplantae; Streptophyta; Magnoliopsida; Ericales; Theaceae
Source: RefSeq, a predicted model, not a curated record
UUUCAAAUUCAAAGAUACCCACAAAGAGAACAUCAAAGGUUUGAGGAAAUCAAGUUAUGGGUUCACUUGUUGCAGGAUUUUUGGUACUGUUUUUGGGAAGCAUUGAAGUGGGCUCUGGAAAGAGCCAAGCCUACACCAUGAAUUACAUUACUUGGGAGGAUAUGAAGGUGGAUUUGCAGAAAGAGAGGUUGGAUUUGAACGAGGAACAGAAUCGAAGCCGAGUAAUCGUUGUUGAUCAGAAUGGUAAGGGAGAUUCAGUUACAAUACAAGGUGCAGUUGAUAUUGUUCCUCUGCUCAAUUCACAGAGAGUGAAAAUUUACAUUCAUCCUGGAAUCUACAGGUUUAAGGUGUUUGUUCCAAACUCCAAGCCUUACAUUUCAUUCAUUGGAGAUGAAAAUCGAACUUCUGAAACCAUUAUCACUUGGAAUGAUAAAGCUUCUGAUAAAGACAAUAAUGGACAUCAAUUAGGGACCUCUAGAUCAGCUUCUGUCACUAUAGAAUCCGAUUUCUUCUGCGCAACCGGUAUCACCUUUGAGAACUCAGUGGUUGCAAUCCCUAGAGCCUAUGGAAUGCAAGCAGUAGCAUUAAGGUUAGCCGCCGAUAAAGCCAUGUUGUUCAAAGUUAGGGUCUUGGGGACACAAGACACACUUCUAGACGAUUACGGAUCACAUUAUUUUUAUCAGUGUUACAUUCAAGGUUCUAUUGAUUUCAUAUUUGGUAAAUCUCGAUCGCUCUAUCAGGACUGUGUUCUUCACUCAACAGCUGAAAGAUUUGGAGCAAUUGCAGCUCAUCAUAGAGAUUCACAACAUGAUGAUACAGGGUUCUCUUUUGUAAAUUGCACAAUUAAUGUAUCAGGAAUUGUCUACCUGGGAAGAGCUUGGGGAAAUUACUCGCGAGUAAUAUACUCAUACUGUGAUAUCGACAAUAUAAUAACUCCAUCUGGGUGGAGCGACUGGAAUCAACCAUCUAGGCAAAAGACUGUAAUGUUUGGAGAACACCACUGCAGAGGGAGAGGAGCAGAUAGAAGAAAUAGAGUGCCAUGGUCAAAGUCCCUGAAUUAUGAGGAAGUAAAACCAUAUUUGAAUGUGACAUUUGUAGCUGGAGAGCAAUGGUUAAGACUAUAG